AUGACCGACGGAUCCAACCACGCCUCUCAGGAGCAGUCUCGCCAGGAGAAGAAGGCCAGCGACACCGCCUCCAUCUCCAGCUUCGGCAGCACUGUUGGUUUGCUCAGGGCCAAGCUCUCCCGCAAGGGCAAGAAGAGCGACGACGAGAAGAGAGACAGCGACGCGCAGAAGCAACGCAUCGAGGAACAGAGCAAGAUCCACAAGAGCCAGAUGAAGAUGGUCGGUUGA
This is a messenger RNA of Thyridium curvatum, 228 nucleotides long. RefSeq lists its product as uncharacterized. The transcript has a single exon. NCBI's taxonomy places the organism in Eukaryota, Fungi, Ascomycota, Sordariomycetes, Thyridiales, Thyridiaceae. Bases 1 to 228 code for a protein of 75 amino acids. The record is from RefSeq and is a predicted model, not a curated record.